AAUCAGUAUCCACGAAGAAAUGACCAAGCUUUUCUUUCCAUUGUUACCUGUUGAUGAUUGUAAGAGUGUGGAAAGCUCAUACUUCCACAAUCCACUGUUCUUUCUCUCCACUCUCCUCCACCGUCAGCCAUCAUUCCCUUCUUUUUUGUUCCCCGCUUGCAUUGUCAGUCCAGCUGCAUCUUCAGUUCACCUGCCUUUGUCCUUCUGUCAGACGAGCUUGUGACUUUCCCAGUUAUUCAUCCUUUCCAGUGCCUUUGUGUAAGAUUGUAGAGUCAGGCAGUCAAGCGUGUUAACCUGUUUAUUUUGCGCAGAUUCGGGUCGCGAUCAGUGAUCGGACAUUAGUUAGCGAGAACCAGCUCUGGGAUCACUGAUCGUGAUCAAGAUCUGUGUGAAAUAAAAAGGCCCCUCUUGUUUCUUUUAGAUCAUUGAGGACAUGGAUUACGGGAAAAUGCCUUCCGACCAAUCGUCUUGUGGGUGUGGUCGUGAAGUAAUCCACGUAUUACGGCAGACGUUCCUCGUGGUACUGCGAGCACUUCGUCACCCCAUUCGAACGCUUACGCACUGCCGGCGGUCGUGCCGACAUCCACCAUACAGCGAGGUCAGCGAGAGUUCGGCCGCAGAGGACCUUCCAGAUGAUGAAACUUUGAUAUCCACAGUCGAGGCAGACGAACAGAACAACAACUGUACCGCAGACUCCACGGUUGCAACCGAUGACAGACAGAAGCGAAGGGUGUCUAAGCGGAUGAAGAAGACGUUACGAAAGAGCGUGCAGCAUUAUGGCAACGGUGCCAUGUUGUGCGGCUCACCGUUUGGUUCUACGUUAUUAGCACGUGACAUUCAGCAGCGAAUCAGCUUGAAUCAUAAAUAUGUUGAGAUGCAAGAUGUCUACGUACCUUCUUAUGGAGUGUUUCUGUAAAGACUGACGUUUGCACCUUUUUCACAGGGAAUUCGUAAGCCAAAAUGCUACCAGAGUUGGCGAUUCUCGUCAGAUUUCAACCAAGAUAAGCCAAGAUACAAAUACAAGUAGUCACUUCACAAAUAAGUCUUCAUUUCGGGAUGAUUCGAGAUUAGGCAUGUCCAAAACGUCAACACUGCAUUACUGCUUUGCAUAAUACAAUUAAUUCGAUAGAAAAGAAAUAUCGGAUGUUGUUAAAAAAAAGUGUUGUUAAAGUAAUUCAAGAUUUCAAUAUCUCAUCGAGACCACUGUAAGUUGGGCAAGCCUGGAGCCCUCUUGCGUUCAUGUCAAUGCUACAUUAAUGGGCUAGAAUAGUUUACUCACAUAAACUGAGGACAGGACGCGAUCCUUUGAAACUGUUCGGAAAGGUGUACAUGUAAACAAAGCGUAACGUCAUCAGGUUAUGAAUCUGUUGCUUUCUUAACAAUGACUUAUCUUCAACACUCAUAUUAAUUUAUGCCGCUGGUUGCAACUCUCCCGGCGUUCAUAAUCAAUUGCAUCUCGUACACUAUUUUUAUGUGAUUGGUUCCCUCCGUAUUAUAACAAACCAAAUCAGCUACUGGGAACUACUGAUGAAAAUAUGACCAAGGGCCCGGUUCCAAACCAUCCGUCGUUGGUUGAACUAUGAUUACUGAAGUUGUCACUUGAACCUGCCCGGUGAUGCUGUCACAAGUUUGUCUCCUUUGAGCAGAAUGCUAUACCAUUAUGGCUCGUUUAAUGUUAAGCAAUAAUAAUUGACAUUAGUUGCGGGAUGUUCAUCUCUGCUAGUUGAAUAUCCUUGUUCGAUUAAUGUUGGAGAAUGUACUGGCGGAAAGGGACAUCCACUCCGAAAUGAACACUAACAGAAAAAGGCGACUUUGGGAUCAUUCCUUUUUAGUGGCGUAGCCAGGCUCUUCCCAAAUGGGGGCAAGGGGGAAGAGUUCCCAGGGGAGGGGUAUUUCCCCCCUCCCCUUUAAAAAUAUGUAAAACGCCUUAAGGAUUUCGUAUAAGCCUCGCACUUCUGAAGCGCAAACAAGUUUCAAUGAAUUGAAGAAAUUUAAUUGUCACACAUGUGCCCUCCCUGUCCCUCCAAAAUUCCCCGAAAUUUGCUGCCGAAUUCGUUUCUGGUAGCAUGUAUCAUUAACAUAAAUCUACUGAAGUUGUCAGGUGUAGCCAAACCUUAAGGACCUUACCUUUUUAAAUUGAUUGUUUACAGACUUGCAUGAAACUAUACAAUGAAUUUCUCACUGACCCCUUCCUACGUGACAAGUCAUGCAGUUGUGAGGGCGCUAUUCCAAAGUAGUGUGAGAAACAGUUUUUCGUAUCAUACACUGUACUGAUGGCAUAGACGGCAACUUGUUUGCGCAAUUAGCCCAUUAGAAUCCCUAAAACUUCCUAUCCGCAUUUGACGAAUUUACUCCGAGUUAACACCCCCAUCCACUCAAUGCAGCUCCAUUUUCUGACGCAGAUUGCCCUGAUUUGUGGCUAGAGUUUGGAAUGUUCCGUCUGGUUUAAUGCUUUACAAAACAAAAACAAAAAAUUGUUAUAUUCAAGGGUUUCUGCCUUCAAUUCUUAUUUUUUGCCGAUGAUUUGCAAUCACUGUAACACUUUGCGCAUUAAAUGAAGGGGGAAACAUGACACUAAGUAGGGCUUCUACACUUCAGCGGCGGCCAAAUUUUACUGUACAAAGGUAUUUUUAAUAGAAUUCGUUUAAUUAUAAUCGCUGUAUUCCCCAAUCACAUGUCAAUAAACUAAAUUGAAUGCUAUUUUUGGUAAAUUGAAUGAUGAUCUGAAAUAAACACUCCAGUAAGCUUCAGAACGGAUGUUCCAAUA
Messenger RNA from Acanthaster planci (crown-of-thorns starfish), 2767 nucleotides. RefSeq lists its product as uncharacterized. Lineage: Eukaryota; Metazoa; Echinodermata; Asteroidea; Valvatida; Acanthasteridae. The record is from RefSeq and is a predicted model, not a curated record.